This is a messenger RNA of Lutra lutra (Eurasian river otter), 1166 nucleotides long. RefSeq names its product proteasome 26S subunit, non-ATPase 8 (gene PSMD8). Gene Ontology annotation, biological process: proteasome-mediated ubiquitin-dependent protein catabolic process. The transcript is spliced from 7 exons. Gene Ontology annotation, cellular component: cytosol; proteasome regulatory particle, lid subcomplex; nucleus. Lineage: Eukaryota; Metazoa; Chordata; Mammalia; Carnivora; Mustelidae. The coding region runs from base 16 to 1071 and encodes 351 amino acids. The record is from RefSeq and is a predicted model, not a curated record.
GGAGCACUGACUGACAUGUUCAUUAAGGGCCGGACUCCAAGGGCACCUCCCCGAGAGCGACUGAAUACGAACCGCGGCGGGCGGAGGACGGCAGCCGUAGCCCCGCCCCCCAUGCUGGGCUCCACCUCCCGGCCCCACUUCCGCCGGGCGAGCGUCUGUAGGCGACGCUGCCGUAAAUUGGUCCGGAGGUUUGCCGCAUCACGGAAGAUGGCGGCCACGGCGGUGAACGGGGUGCCGGGCGCCUCGAGCUCGGGCUCUGCGGCGGCCUCGGGUGCAGUCCUUCAGGUCGCGGCCGGCAUGUACGAGCAACUUAAGGGCGAGUGGAACCGUAAAAGCCCCAAUCUUAGCAAGUGCGGUGAAGAGCUGGGCCGUCUCAAGCUGGUUCUGCUGGAGCUCAACUUCUUGCCAACUACAGGGACCAAACUGACCAAACAGCAGCUCAUUCUGGCCCGUGACAUUCUGGAGAUUGGGGCCCAGUGGAGCAUCCUGCGCAAGGACAUCCCCUCCUUCGAGCGUUACAUGGCCCAGCUCAAAUGCUACUACUUCGAUUACAAGGAGCAGCUCCCCGAGUCAGCCUAUAUGCAUCAGCUCUUGGGCCUCAAUCUCCUCUUCCUGCUGUCCCAGAACCGGGUGGCUGAAUUCCACACAGAGUUGGAGCGGCUGCCUGCCAAGGACAUCCAGACCAAUGUAUACAUCAAGCAUCCUGUGUCCCUCGAGCAGUACCUGAUGGAAGGCAGCUAUAACAAGGUGUUCCUGGCCAAAGGCAACAUCCCUGCUGAGAGCUAUACCUUCUUCAUUGACAUCCUGCUUGACACUAUCAGGGACGAGAUUGCUGGGUGCAUUGAGAAGGCCUAUGAGAAGAUCCUUUUCACUGAGGCCACCCGGAUCCUCUUCUUCAACACACCCAAAAAGAUGACAGACUACGCUAAGAAGCGAGGGUGGGUUCUGGGCCUCAACAACUACUACAGCUUUGCCAGCCAGCAGCAGAAGCCAGAAGAUACCACCAUCCCCUCCACGGAACUGGCCAAACAGGUCAUCGAGUAUGCCCGCCAGCUGGAGAUGAUCGUCUGAGCGCCCCCAACCCCGGCACCAGGGCGAGGCCGGGCCUGCGGCAUUUAAAGCAGUGGCAGGGCAGGGCUUCCUCCAAUAAAGGUGGAUUGACCUUC